CUUACACCACGCACAGCUCGGCUUGGCAACAGCAUACAUACACCCUUGUCUGGCCACCCCACCCCCGCCAUCGGCGAAAUGUAUGGCGGAGCAGGCGGCGUCAGCGGCGCUCCCUAUGGGGGCCACGCCGGCCCCGGCGGCGGGUUCCAGCAGCAGCAGCAGCAGGUGCAGCAGAUGCAGCAGAUGCAGCAACCCGUGCAGACGGGCAUGCUGUCGCAGAUGACUGGCAUGAUCCCCCAGAUGACUGGCAUGAUCCCCCAGAUGACUGGCAUACCGAUGGGAAUUGGAAUGGGCAUGCGUGGCGGUAUUGGGGGCUUUGGAAGCGCUGGAGGACUUGCACCGCAACAGACCGGCUACAUGAGCGGCCCAGCUCAGCAGAGGCUUGGCGUACCACCCAUGGGCAUGGGUGGCGGUCUUUCCUCUCGCAUUGGUUCCGCCGGAGGACAAGGCGGCAUGCUUCAACCGCAGGUUACCAGCUUCUACGGUGGCGGCGGCGGAGGAGGCGGCGUUAUGCCGCAGAUGACCGGCAUGCCCAUCUCUGACCCACGCCUGCAGCUCAUGUCGGCCCAGUUUGCACCAGCGCUCCAGCCCUACUCUGGCGGGUACGCCUCACCGUCCAACAUGAACUUCUCACAGCAGUCUAUGCAGCCCGCCACGUUUCAGUCCACCAUACAGAACCUCUCGCGGCAGCAGCAGGGCACAAAUGAGCCCAAGAUUCCCUGGGCGCUCAGCAAGGAUGAGAAGCGCAGCUACGACAAGGUCUUCCGUGCCUGGGACCAAAAGGGUACUGGCUUCCUCGACGGAGACGUCGCUCGAGAGGUCUUUGGGCAGAGUGGUCUCGACACCGACCGCCUCAUGCAGAUCUGGCACCUGUCCGACACCAACAACCGCGGCAAGCUCAAUCUGGCCGAGUUCCACGUCGCUAUGGGUCUCAUCUACAGAGCACUCAACGGCAACGACAUUCCGCAAGAACUUCCCCCAGAGAUGUUGCCAGCGUCCGCCAAGGACCUGAACGACUCCGUCGACUUUCUCAAAGACCUACUCAAGAAAGACUCGUCCGUUCGCAACGCAACUGCGCUCAACCUCCCCGAAUCUGGCACCAACGCCAACGCCGCCUACGUCAAAGUCCGCUCCUUCCACCAGAACCCCAUCGACAGGCAGGGUAACAAUUAUACCGGCAGUAGCAGCGGAAGCGGCCCGCGCGGUGUAGGUGACGCGGCAGCCUUCAAAAACGAUGACACGGACGUCGGCUUGACGUACAGAUCCAGCUCGCGGCACAUUGACCGCAAGGCGGUCCGCUACGAGGGCCAGAGCGCUGCGGACGACCUAAGCGAGAUGAAGCGGCAGCUUGCCAACACGCAAAAGAUGCUUGACAGCCAAGCCGGCGACGACGAGGAGGAGCUGGACCAGCGCGAGCUGCAGCGCGAGAUGGACGACCUCCGCUACCAGAUCCGACGCGUGCAGGACGACAUUGAGUACUACAACCGCCGCCCUGGUCCGCAAAGCUCGGACAACCGCCGCAAGGCGGAGCGCGAGCUGAUGCACCUUCAGCACGAGCGCCUCCCCCAGCUCGAGAAGCGCAUCGAGGAGACCGAGCAGCGCAAACGCGCGCGCGAGAGGGAGCAGAGCGACGCGCGCAACCGCAGGAACGAGUUCUCGUCCGCUGCUGCUGCUACCAACAGUAGCAGCAGCAAGUACGGAAGUGAAUUCGAGGCUUUUUCACUUUCUGCCAGCUCUGCGCGUGUCGCGGAGGAUCACGAGAUCAAAAGAACGUAUGAGCGCAAAAGCUACAGGGAUACCGCUCCGCCGCCUCCGCAGCCACCACCUACGGAGUCAACAGCAGGCGCAGCUACGUCUGCUUCGGCGCCUCCGCCGCCUCCACUGCCGGCAGCAGCAGCAGCGCCAGCAACGAGCAUCAGCACCCCCCCGCCAAACCUGUCGGGCCCGGAGCGCGCCGCAUGGUUGCGCGAGCAGGCGCAGAAAAAGGUACAGGAGCGCAUGCGUGCGCUCGGCCUAGGCGCACCGUUGCCCGUGCCCGCUGCCGCCGCCGGUGUCGAUACGACGGUCGAGGAGCGCCUCAAGAUGGAGCGCGCCGAGGCUGAGGCGCGCAGCGCGCAGGCGGACCGCGAGGCGGCUGCGCGCGACGAGGCGCGACGCGUGCGCCUCGAGGAGCAGAAGCUUGAGCGCGAGAAGCAUGCAGUCGCGGUCGUCAAGCAGGAGAUCGCCAGCUCUGAGCGCAGCACGCACCAGCCGCCACUGGCCUCCAACACCACGCAACACGAGCAGGUUGAUGAGGAUGAGGAGAUGUUGCGCAACCGCGAGGAGGCUAUCGCCAAGCAGAAGGCAGAGCGGCUCGCGCGUAUCAAGCGGCUCGAGGAAGAGGAGGAGGAGAUCAAGCGGCAGGAAGAGUCGUUCAAGAAGAAACAGGAACUGUUCAAGCAACAGCAGCAGCCUUCUUCGACUUUCUCUGCGCUGCCCCCGCCCGCUCGCAAGCUGGUCAAGAGUGCUGCACCGCCUGCGCCACCGACAAGGUCCAGGGCCCCACCCACGCUUGCUGCGCCUGCCGCCCCUGCACCCAGCCUUCCUGCUGGCUCGGCGCCGCCGCCUGGUGCUGGUGGUGGUACCAAUCCAUUCCAUCGCAUGCAGGCUGCCGGCAGCAGCCCCGCAAGUUCUAACGCUGCUUUGCCGACGCUGACUCCAACCGGCGGUGCCGGCAACACUGGCAACAGUACUAACCCUUUCUUGCGCAGUCAGCAGGCUGGCUCUACUGCUGCCGCCGACACGCCGCACUUCCUGAGCAAUGACUUACCUGCCGCUCAGCGCUCCCUCCCGCCCACUGUGGCGUCCUUGCCUGCAAGCAGCAGUGCCGGAGUCAAUGUCGCCGUUGCCAAGAGUGCCACCGCCCCUGAUGACGACUGGGGUGAUUCGGACAAGGAUGACGACGAUGACGACGACGAUAAUGGCCCAGGAAGUAGCACGCGUGCCAAACGCUCGGCACUCGCGCAGCAACUCUUCAGCGGCCUUACACCUACCACAACGGGCAAGUCGACACCGCCUGCUUCUGCCACCCCCACCCGCAGCGAGACGCCCACUGCGGCUCCGGCUCCGCCAGCUGCGCCAGCGCCACCUGCUGCGCCCGCGGCUCCCGCUGCCCCGCCUGCAAUGGCUGCAGCCCCGGUAGGGACGUCUGCAGAUCGCGGGGCGCUCCUUUCGCAGAUUCAAGGUGGUCUCAAGCUGAAAAAGACACAGACCGUUGACAAGAGCAAAGUUCUCGCUACUGGUAAAGUCCUCAGCGAUCUGAGUUCACCUGGGCAGACAUUCGUCCCUCCGCCUUCCCCGCCGCCUUCUGCCAUGUCUGUACCUGUGACGCUACCGGCGGAAAGCCCGUCGUCCGAUGAGCUUGCUUUCAACCCCAACAGGCAGAGCGUCGACUGGGCGGGUCAGAUGGCGCAUGACCAGAUCAACGGCAACAAGGCGAGCCAGGCACCUGUCCAGCCGUCUGUCAUCGAGGAGGCGGAGGACAGUGGCGAGGAGGGGGGCCCCGAGGAUGUGGAUGGUGGCUACAAGUCCUUCAACGGCAAUGACCACGGCAAUGGAAAUGGAAAUGCCACGGCUGAGUAUGCAGCAGAAGCAGCAGCGCGCGGGGAUGAGCUUGAAGACUAUGAUCUCACCACAUCCUUGCGUGUGCGCGCGCUGUACACCUACGAGGGCCAAAGGGCAGAAGAUCUCUCGCUCCAAGAGAACGAUGUAAUCAAUGCACACCCGGCCAAAGCGGACGACAGCGAUUGGUGGUACGGAUCUCUGGCGUCCAACCCUGCCAGCAAGGGUCUAUUCCCCAAGACAUAUAUCCAAGUGUUGUCAAAUCUACAACGCGCAAAGGCUCUGUACGACUAUGAGGCAGCCUCACCCGCCGAGACGACGCUCGCGGCGGAGGAGGAAGUGCUGAUCGUCGCGCAGGAGGACGAAAACUGGUGGCAUGUAGACCGAGGGAGCAGCGUCCUUCUCGCGCCGGCCACAUACCUGGAACUCUUGACCUCUACGCAAACAGUCCCGCCUUCCCUUGAUUCGAAGCUCGCUGCGGCCCGUGGGACGCCCACGCUCGAAUCUUCUACGGUAGACGACGAUGAGAAUGACUCGGAGUAUUCGGAGACUGGCUGGACAUCGAGCGAGGCCGAGAAUGACGAGGAUGGCGAGGAAGAGUCAGAUGAAGCGCGGCAACAGAGGACGCUAGAGCAAAUCCAGGUGCUGCAUGCCGCGGGCUUGCUGGUAUCUGCUGAAGAUUCCAGGCCUGAUCCAGACGGUACGGCUGCCAAGUCAAAGCCAGACGUUCCUGAUCGUCUGCUCAAGCGUCGUAAGACGAAGAAAGCAAGACCUGAGCGGCCUCACCGCGGUUCAUCCACACGUAGACUCAAAGCUGCUCCUGAACGGCCUCUACCUCCACCCCCAGCUCCAGCGGAAACAUUGGAGGAUGCAUACGAUCGGUACGUGCGGAUGUCGCAGGAAGCGGCAAAUCGACAUCCCCAAGCCUAUGUAGCGAUGCCAUCGACCCCGUCGCUCAGCUCCCCAUCAAUCUCGAGUCCGGCUCGUGUCGAGACACCCGACUCACCUGGAGAGACGCGCAGCCCAGGUCUGCUGCAUGCAAUCAAGAGCAUGUCGCGGCCGCGCUAUAGCGCGCCUCCGUCAGAGCGGCGUACGACGCCGACCAUCUCUAGCCCGAUCUCUAGCCCGCAGGCGAUGAAUAGCACGGCGCCAAGUCAAGCUUCAGGCAUGAUGGGCGAAGAGGCGACCUCGCUGAGUCCGUCGCUGAGUCCAUCUUUAGGAACAGCAAACGGCGGUGCAUCAUGGUCGGAUCUCGUGGGGGCACCGGCCCUGGAUAUGAUACCUGAGCGCGAGCGCAAGCGCCAAGAAGCGAUCUUUGAAUUCAUUCUAACGGAGAACUCGCAUGUCCGCGACAUGCAGAUUAUCGUAGAGGUCUUCUUCAAUUCCAUGCAGUCGCUCCUGAGCACGAAAGCGAGCACGGUCAUCUUUGCGAAUAUUGAAGACGUGCUGCUGGCCGCUGCGUCUUUACUGUCAGAUCUUGAAGACCGUCAGCGCGAGAGCAGGCUGUACAUCGAUCAAAUCGGGGAUGUCCUCGAAAAUCACAUGCCGAAUAUGCAAGCCUAUCUACCGUACUGCGUCAACCAAUCGUCAGCAGCCGAAAUCCUUGCAUCAGAGCGUCGACGCGAUCCGACUAUUGAGCAGCGCCUGCAAAGUUUGCGUGAAAUGCACCCGUCGGCGCGCAAAAUGGACCUUUCCAGUUUCCUUUUAAUACCCAUGCAAAGAAUCACGCGCUACCCGCUACUGCUAGAACACAUUUUACGCUACACCGACGCGGAUCAUGCAGACCACGCAGCCGUUCGAACUGCUCUGGGCUCUGCGCAUGCCAUUCUGAAUGAAACGAAUGAGGCGAUCCGAGAACAAGAGACCACGGAAGAAUUGAAGCGAUUGAGCGAGUGCUUGUUCAUCGGCCAAGCGCGCCUCGAUCUGACCAAACCGACGCGCUUCAUGGGGCCUCGCCGCAUCCUCAAAUCCGAGUACCUCUCCAAGGCGAAAUCGGGGCGCAAGCUGCGGGUCCUCCUGUGCAACGACAUGGUCCUGCUCCUGCUGGCAGGAGCGAGCAGCCACACUCAGACUCUGAGCAACGGCACAGAAAGUGGCAAUGCGCAGCUAUACCACAUGCCAUUUUCAUUGGAGGAGAUCAGCGUGCGCGAGCUGGUAGGAAAGCUGAGUGGACGGGACGAGAGUGGGUUCACCAUCGUGCACCAUGCGCGCAGUAGCAGCAGCAGUGCAGCUGGCGGCAAGUACGAAAAGGUCAGCUUACGCGCCAGCUCUCCGCGUGCUGCAGCUGCUUGGGUCAAGGCACUCGAAGCAGCGCGUGCAGAGGCAAUUUCUGCUACGCAGGUGUUCUUGCAGUGAGGCCUGCAAGCAUCGAUAGGUGUGGUUGCACCAGUGCGGAUCAGUAGGAUGUGUAACGCGUCAGCACAGAUAUCUGCACCAUGCAGAUGGCGUAUUGUAGAUGCAAUCGCCCAAGAAUGCUAUUGUC
Molecule: messenger RNA, 6082 nt
Organism: Tilletiaria anomala UBC 951
Lineage: Eukaryota; Fungi; Basidiomycota; Exobasidiomycetes; Georgefischeriales; Tilletiariaceae
Exons: 8
Coding region: 79-5955 (1958 amino acids)
Biological process (GO): positive regulation of Rho protein signal transduction
Molecular function (GO): guanyl-nucleotide exchange factor activity; actin binding; calcium ion binding
Source: RefSeq, a predicted model, not a curated record